This is a messenger RNA of Capsella rubella, 2030 nucleotides long. RefSeq names its product probable acyl-activating enzyme 5, peroxisomal. Bases 162 to 1820 code for a protein of 552 amino acids. The record is from RefSeq and is a predicted model, not a curated record. The transcript has a single exon. Lineage: Eukaryota; Viridiplantae; Streptophyta; Magnoliopsida; Brassicales; Brassicaceae.
ACCAAUGUCAUCACCGAGCUCUCCUAGAUUAUCACGAAACUCUUUCUUAUUGGUUAUAUAUUUUUACUUUUCAAGGUCAAGAUAUUAGCACCAACCAAAGAAAAACAAAAAACAAAAAAAAGAGAACAGUUGACCACUCAAGAAGAGCACCUCAGAGAUCGAUGGAGGAAAUGAAGCCAUGCGCCGCUAACUCACCGCCGUUGACGCCGUUAGGCUUCUUAGAGAGAGCCGCCACUGUUUACGGUGACUGUACCUCCAUCGUUUACGGAAGCAACACCUCUUACACGUGGCGGGAUACAAACCUCCGCUGCCUCCGCGUCGCCUCGUCUCUGUCUUCACUCGGAAUCGGCAAGUCCGACGUCGUCUCCGUCCUUUCUCCCAACACUCCGGAGAUGUACGAGCUCCAGUUCGCUGUUCCCAUGUCCGGCGCAAUCCUCAACAACAUCAACACUCGCCUCGACGCACGCACCGUCUCUGUUCUUCUCCGUCACUGUGGAUCUAAGCUUCUCUUCGUCGACGUCUUCUCUCACGAUCUCGUCGUCGAAGCGAUCUCGAUGAUGACGACUGAUCCGCCGGUUUUAGUCCUUAUCGCCGAUAAAGAAGAAGAGGGAGGAGGUGCUGACGUGGCUGAUCGCAGCAAAUUCAAUUACACUUACGAUGAUCUGAUCCAAAGAGGUGAUCCGAAUUUCAAAUGGAUCCGACCCGAAAGCGAAUGGGAUCCGCUUGUGUUAAAUUACACUUCCGGUACGACUUCGGCUCCCAAAGGAGUGGUACACUGCCACAGAGGACUCUUCAUGAUAUCGGUUGACUCUCUAAUCGAUUGGACCGUACCGAAAAACCCGGUUUACUUAUGGACUCUACCGAUAUUUCACGCUAACGGUUGGAGCUAUCCAUGGGGUAUGGCUGCAGUCGGAGGAACCAACGUCUGUUUGCGUAAGUUUGACGCGCCGUUAAUCUACCGCUUGAUACGUGAUCACGGCGUCACGCAUAUGUGUGGAGCUCCGGUGGUGCUCAACAUGUUGUCUGCGACUCAGGAAUCUCGGCCGCUAAACCGUCCCGUCAGCAUUUUAACCGCCGGUGCUCCCCCUCCGGCCGCUGUUCUCCUCCGCGCUGAAUCAAUCGGUUUCGUGAUCAGUCACGGUUACGGGUUAACCGAAACGGCCGGCUUAAACGUGUCUUGCGCGUGGAAGCCACAGUGGAACCGGUUACCGGCGACUGAUCGGGCGAGGUUGAAGGCACGGCAAGGAGUGAGAACCCUCGGGUUUACUGAGAUCGACGUAGUGGAUCCUGAGUCAGGUCGGAGCGUUGAGAGGAACGGAGAAAGCGUCGGAGAAAUAGUGAUGAAAGGAAGCUCGGUCAUGCUCGGUUACCUAAAAGAUCCGAUCGGAACAGAGAAAGCUCUGAAGAACGGGUGGUUUUACACCGGAGACGUUGGUGUGAUUCACUCGGAUGGUUAUCUAGAGAUUAAGGAUAGAUCAAAAGAUAUAAUCAUAACCGGAGGAGAGAAUGUGAGCAGCGUGGAGGUCGAAGCGGUUAUGUAUACGAAUCCGGCGGUGAGUGAAGUGGCGGUGGUGGCAAGACCUGAUGAGUUUUGGGGAGAGACGCCGUGUGCGUUUGUGAGUUUGAAAGAAGGGCUGAGUAAGAAACCGACGGAGGAGGAGAUGAUAGAGUACUGUAGGAAGAAGAUGCCAAGGUAUAUGGUUCCUAAAACUGUGUCGUUUGUAGAUGAAUUGCCUAAGACUUCGACGGGGAAAGUUAUGAAGUUUGUACUGAGGGAGAUUGCUAAGAAGAUGGGAACGACGAGGUUAAGUCGGAUGUAAAAAUUGCCCGAAAACGACGUAAGUUGAAGCUGUGUGUUCACUUUUAAGAAGAGAGUUUUUAUCCACCUCCAACAUAUGUAUGUUGUCGUCUCGUUGUCUUUGUGCGGAAUAGUGAAUUUACUUUAUGCUUUUGUUGAGUUGUACAAUUCUUUAUCCUUUCAAGUGUAACAUUUCGUAUGGUGCAACCAAACAAUCUUGUCCUUUGCCAAA